AUGGUUUGGAGAUAUGACCUGUGUGAAGAUUUAGCAAAGAAGACUGAGAGGAGCAGUCAGAGUGACUACAGUAAGCUAUACAUAUGCAGAGUAUUCAUCAUAGAUGAUUUCCAUGAUAUGAUGCUGAAGUACCUUAAUUUUAUCAAGGGUGUUGUGGAUUCUGAUGACCUUCCUCUGAAUGUGUCCCGUGAAACUCUUCAACAACAUAAAUUGCUUAAGGUUAUUAGAAAGAAACUGGUCCAUAAAACCCUUGAUAUGAUCAAGAAGAUUGCUGAAGAGAAAUAUAACAAAACUUUUUGGAAAGAAUUUGGCACGAACAUCAAACUUGGGGUGAUUGAAGACCAUUCCAAUCAUACUCGUCUUGCCAAACUGCUUCGGUUUCAGUCUUCUCAUCACGAAAGUGACCUUACCAGUCUGGACCAAUAUGUGGAAAGGAUGAAGGAGAAACAAGAUAAAAUCUACUUCAUGGCAGGAUUGAGCAGAAAGGAGGCGGAAUCAUCCCCAUUUGUGGAGAGGCUUCUGAAGAAGGGCUACGAAGUGAUCUAUCUGACAGAGCCUGUUGAUGAGUACUGCAUCCAAGCCCUUCCAGAGUUUGAUGGAAAGAGACUCCAGAAUGCUGCCAAGGAAGGAGUGAAAUUUGACAAGAGUGAGAAAAGCAAGGAAAGCCAAGACGCUGUGGAGAAAGAGUAUGAGCCUCUGCUUGAGUGGAUGAAGGACAAAGAUCUGAAGGACAAGAUUGAGAAGGCUGUGAUUUCCCAGUGCCUGACGGAGUCUCCCUGUGCUCUGGUGGCCAGCCAGUAUGGCUGGUCUGGCAUCAUUGAAAGAAUCAUGAAAGCUCAGGCUUACCAGACAGGCAUAGAUAUUUCUGCAAAUUACUAUGCCAGUCAGAAGAAAACAUUUGAAAUUAAUCCUAGAUACCUGCUGAUCAAGGACAUGCUCCGAACGGUUAAGGAAGAUGAAGAUGACAAAACAGUCCUAGACCUCGCUGUAGUCCUGUUUGAAACAGCAAUGCUAAGGUCGGGAUACCUUCUACCCAACACCAAAGAGUACGGAGAUAGGAUCGAAAGGAUGCUUCGUUUAAGUCUGAACAUCGAUCCUGAUGCAAAGGUGGAAGAAUAGCCUGAAGACGACCAGGAAGAUGAUACAACAGAAGACAUGUCAGAAGAUUCAAAACCAGAAGACGAAGAGGAAGUUGAUAUGGAUGCAGAGGAAGAAGAAGAAACAAAGAAAAAAACUCCAAGUGGAAAAGAUGAAUUGUAACUCUCACCAUUGGAAUCCACUGUGUCCAGUGUAGAGAGAAAAUGUGAAUUUAAACUGUUCUGUUUGGGGAGGCUUGGCAUAUUUUUUUUGUGUGUUUUUGAAUUUUUUUUUACUCCCCUCAACUGUAAAAAUGUCAGGAUUGUGGGUCACAGGAAGAAGCAAGUUUUUGUUUG
Molecule: messenger RNA, 1433 nt
Organism: Trichosurus vulpecula (common brushtail)
Lineage: Eukaryota; Metazoa; Chordata; Mammalia; Diprotodontia; Phalangeridae
Product: endoplasmin-like
Exons: 2
Biological process (GO): protein folding
Molecular function (GO): ATP binding; ATP-dependent protein folding chaperone; ATP hydrolysis activity
Source: RefSeq, a predicted model, not a curated record